GCAGCGUCGGGGCUGGCGGGGAGCCUGGCGCCUGCGGGGCUGAGGGCGGUGCUGCCCCAAAGUGCCCCAGCCAGGCCCCACGUGCGAGGUUUGCCCCACGCAGGGCCGAGCGGUGCCGGGACGCCUGGCGAUGCUGAGGGACGUGGCGGUGGCUGCCCGCGCGGGACGGGGGGCACGUUACGGGGUGCUGCCGGGCGCUGUGUGCGUGGUGGGGAGCAGGGCCUGGCGCUCAGCCCGCGGCCGGGGUGUCCGAGCAGCCCGCUGUCUGUCGGUGCUGGCAGGCAGCCGGGGACCUGCGCUGCGGGGCCGGCAUCCUCCCGUCCCGCCGUGUCUCCUCCCAGCUGCGGGCCCACAAGGGGUGGCGGCUGGUGGGCUAUAUAAAGGCAGGGGAACCUCAGCCAGCUCAAAAGAAACUCCUGGAGCUACUGGUGUUCUCCCUCCCUCCCUCCCUUCACGUGAUUCAGCUUCCCCACACCAGGGAAGCCGAGGACAAGUCAUACUGUGCGAGAUGGCUGCCGGCAGCCGCCUCCUCCUCCUGCUGCUGCUGCCCUGCCUGGCCACGGCCUCGCGCAGCCCACCCGGCUGCAGGAUCCGGAUUACCUCCAAGGGGCUGGACCUGGUGAAGCAGGAGGGGCUGCGCUUCGUGGAGCAGGAGCUGGAGAACAUCACGGUGUCGGACCUGCACGGGAAGGAGGGGCAGUUCCACUACAACAUCAGCCAGGUCAAGGUGGUGGACCUGCAGCUGCCCUUCUCCGACCUGCACUUCCAGCCGCAGCAGCACCUCGCCUUCAACAUCAACAACGCCUCCAUCAGCCUGUGCUUCCGCCGCCAGCUGCUCUACUGGUUCUUUUACGACAUCGGGUCCAUCAAUGCUUCUGCUGAUGGCGUCCACAUCCACACAGUGCUGCGGCUGGCCAAGGACGAGGUCGGGCGCCUCAAGAUCUCCAACAUCACGUGCAAUGCCUCCAUUGCCAGAAUGCACGCAGGCUUCUCUGGCACGCUCAGGAAGGUCUACGAGUUCCUGAGCACCUUCAUUGUCACAGGGAUGCGCUUCCUCGUCAGCCAGCAGAUCUGCCCGUCCCUGGAGCACGCCAGCCUGGUGCUGCUGAACUCCCUGCUGGACACGGUGCCAGUGAGGAACUACGUGGACGAUCACAUUGGGAUCGACUACUCCCUCCUGCGGGAUCCAUCCGUCUCCCCGGACACCCUCGACCUAGACUUCAAGGGCAUGUUCUUCUACCGUGCGAGGGAGAGCCAGGAACUGGAGAACCACGCGGUGGAGCCGGUGAUCAAGGAGACCGAGCGCAUGGUCUACGUUGCCUUCUCCGAGUACUUCUUUGACUCAGCCAUGCACGCGUACUUCCAGGCGGGCGUGCUGGCCAUAGAGCUCGAGGGGGAGAAGGUGCCCAAGGACCUGGAGGUUUUGCUGAGAGCCACCUUCUUUGGGACCAUCUUCAUGCUGAGCCCCGCCGUGGUGGAUGCGCCCCUGCGCCUGGUGCUUCAGGUGUCGGCUCCCCCCCGCUGCGUGAUCAAACCCUCGGGCACCUCCGUCUCCGUCUCCGCCUUCCUCAACAUCUCGCUGGUGCCCGCGGGCCGCCCCGCCGUGCAGCUCUCCAGCAUGGCCAUGGAGACGAAGCUGAGCGCCAAGGUGUUCCUGCAGGGGAAGGCGCUGCGCGUGCAGCUGGACCUGCGGCGGUUUCGCAUCUACUCCAAGCAGUCAGCGCUGGAGUCGCUGGCGCUGUUCUCACUGCAGGCCCCGCUGAAAACCCUGCUGCAGCUGACGAUCAUGCCCAUCAUUAACGAGAGGACGAGAAAAGGGGUGCAGAUCCCGCUGCCGGAAGGCAUGGACUUCACCAAGGAGGUGGUCACCAACCACGCGGGAUUCCUCACGGUGGGAGCUGAUCUCCACUUCCAGAAGGGGCUGCGGGAAGUGAUUGAGAAAUACCACGCCGUCCCCGCAGCCCCCACCUCACCGCCCGCAGCGCCCAGCGCAGAUCCCCGCCAGCUGUAGCUCCCACUCGCUCCUUCACCCUGGACAGAGGGCAGAUCCCGGGCUGGACCCGUAGGCUGUAGGUAGGAAGCAGCAUCCCCAGCACCACUCGAACAUCCCGCAGGGCUCCUGCGCCCUGGUGGGUGGCAGCAAGGCGGAGACAGCUGCUCUGGGAACCCCUGCUGCACCCUUAUCGUUACACUAAUAAACCACUCAACGCCAA
This is a messenger RNA of Cygnus atratus (black swan), 2213 nucleotides long. RefSeq names its product phospholipid transfer protein (gene PLTP). The record is from RefSeq and is a predicted model, not a curated record. Lineage: Eukaryota; Metazoa; Chordata; Aves; Anseriformes; Anatidae. The transcript has 16 exons. The coding region runs from base 131 to 2011 and encodes 626 amino acids. Gene Ontology annotation, molecular function: diacylglycerol binding; phosphatidylcholine binding; ceramide transfer activity. Gene Ontology annotation, biological process: phospholipid transport; ceramide transport; high-density lipoprotein particle remodeling.